Molecule: messenger RNA, 4879 nt
Organism: Misgurnus anguillicaudatus (oriental weatherfish)
Lineage: Eukaryota; Metazoa; Chordata; Actinopteri; Cypriniformes; Cobitidae
Source: RefSeq, a predicted model, not a curated record
ACAGUCACACAUGAAAAGGAUUGGUUCACCCAUUAUAAGCUUGCUCUCUUUUUGAUUCUCUGUCAUCGUGAAAAUGGCUCUACAAUUCAAAGAAGAGAUUAGGAUCGUCAUGGUGGGGAAAACAGGGGUUGGGAAGAGUACAUCUGGAAACACCAUCCUUGGACAGGAGGUUUUUCAAAAAGAAACAAGCUCCAAGUCUGUGACCAGGGAGUGCAAGAAGGCGACUGAAAUUGUUGAUAAUAAAGAAAUCACAGUGGUGGACACUCCUGGAUGGUGUGAUGCAGACUUAUCUGAUGAAGAGCUUAUAAAGGAAGCAUUUAAAUGCAUUGACAUGUCCUACCCUGGACCGCACGUCUUUCUACUUAUUCUGGCAAUUGGUCGUUUCACAGAGGAAGAGAAAGAAGCAGUCCAGAAAAUACAGGAGGUCUUUGGUGAAAAUGCCAUUAAAUACACAAUGAUUCUUUUCACAAGAGGAGACGAUCUAGAGGACAAAAGUAUUGAUGAGUAUAUAAGAGAGGCUAAAGUAGAUCUUAAAGCUGUGGUUGACAUGUGUGGAGGCAGAUAUCAUGUUUUCAACAAUAGAGAUAAAAGCCAUCAACAAGUGUCAGCACUCAUCCAGAAGAUCCAAAAUAUGGUGAGAGACAACAAAGGUCAGUACUUUUCCAACAAAACAUAUGAAAUGCUGGGAGAACAUAAAAAAACUCAAGGUGAUUUACAACAGCAAAUGCAAGUUGCUGAAAAAGAGAAAGAUAUAAACAUUGCUGAGUUUCAGAAAAUGAUAAAAGUGUUUGAUCAAGAGAUGCAGCAGCUGAAAUUGAGGGAAUCACAGCUGCAAGAACAACUGAGAAGCCUGGAGACUAAAAAUACUGAUAGGAUAAGUUGUAUGCGGACGGAGCUGGAAGAACAAAAACAGAGAGAAGAGACAUUAAAGCAACAGUUUAGCUUGAAGGAAGCAGAGCUAAAAAGUAUCAAUGAAAAGCAUAACCACAGAAUGGAUGAAAAGCUUCAGAGGUUGCACAUGGAGAACCAAAACAUCUUAACAAAAAUACAAGAGCUGCAACUAAAGCAACAGCAACCAUUCUCAAAAGCUGCCUUGAACAAUAUUCGCUGGUUGAAAGCUUUUCAGGAUAAAGAUGAAGAGGCGGGACUUGAGCAGCUUGUGAUGGCUGUAAUUGUAAAGAAUGGAUCUUCUACGAGUGACAGCACAAGGAAAGCUGGAAUUGUAAAGAAUGGAUCUUCUACGAGUGACAGCACAAGGAAAGCUGGAAUUGUUAGAGGCCUUAAAGAAAAUGCUGCAUCCUGCACACAAACGCGUCCACCGCACAAUAUUGUCACAAGUGACGAACAGGCGGAACGAAAAGCAGCGAGGGAAGGUUCCGCCCAGACCAACUCCCGCAAACACUGGCACUUCCGGGUAACCCCUAGCAACGCAAAUCAGGGCGAAAUACACACCAGUGGGCGGACGAACCUUAUUCCACUCACCGUGACGGGCUCCAACGGCUUUCCCCCGGCACAUUGCUGGACAGAGUGUGAGAAUAUUGGCCUUAUAUUUCACGAAAGAGUGUGUGCUGCUGUGGGUCCAGUUGAAGUACCGUGUAAGCCGGCUCGUGGAAGUGCUGAAGCGGUGGUACCAUCGUGGACUUACCUCAUUAUCCCCCCUGGCUCGUGUGUAUCUCACCGCAGAGGAAAAACUGAGAAACUGCUGCCCCCUUUGAAACAGGUACACCUCAGACCCCUGGACGGGGCGGAGAGCGAGCUAACAUCCAGCCACCCGUUCUGGUCCCCCGGUCAGGAAACGGAGAAGCGAGGACCUCCGAGGAACAGGAGAAAUGACCUACCUCUCUCAACGAGGCACUGCUUUGGCCCCGUUCCGUGGUUGACACCAGGCUCCGACGAGGGAGGCUCUCGAAUCACAGGUGACCACUGGAUUUACCCCCUAUCCGUCGGCCCCAAGCGUGCUGAACAAGCCCUGAAAAGUGAAGCCAAAACAUCUCGAUUACUCCCCAGUGACUGCUGGUUUCUGUCGGGGCCUCGACAUGCAUCCAUUCAUUUGCUUGUGUCUGAGGAGCUCGAUGAAAGGUCCCAAGAGGGGAUGAGGCGCGGUCUGGGUGGAUUUUACCUUCAGGUCGUGCUGUCCCAACGACCUACCCUCGAUAUCGAAGUGAUUCAGAAGCCAGAAGUGGAGGUGCCAGAGGUCCCGCCUCAGAUCUUCUCUGGGGCCGGCCAUCUCCGUAGACUGAAAGUGACGCCAGAACCGCAGGAAGCAGAGGCUGCCUGGGAGCAGACGACAGACAAGACUGGGAGAGGCCAGGCCCGCUGGUCGAGAUUCCCUCCCUGGAACGGGAUCGUCAGGGCUGCUCAGGAACCAAAAGGGUCCCUCACAGUCACCUUACGGCCUGUCUUCCUACGGAACAAGAGCAGAAUCCUGCGCAGUAUACCAAACAGCCUUAUUCGCGAGAUGGGUAUGACAAGAAAGCAAACCUCGACAUCUCCCAUCUGUGCAAGUAAAGCCAGAGACAUCUCUCUUGGACCCCAAAAGUGGACAUCGCUUGACCCAGAGGGCAUGCUGUCACGUUCAUCACCGAAGGGCGAGGUCAAUGACAGCACGCAGUUCCUGCCAUAUCACGGAGUGAAAAACAAGCGUAGCGGGGGGAGGAACGGGUUGCAGGUAACAACCGGCAACAAGUCGCUCGCACUCAACCUUUCCCUAGGAAAUAAGGUGCGUAUUAUCCUGGUUGGUAAAACAGGAUGUGGGAAGAGUGCCACAGGAAAUACCAUCCUUGGAAAGGAUGUUUUUCACCAAGAAUUAAGCUCCAAGUCAGUGACCAGGCAGUGUAAGAAAGCUACUGAAAUUGUUGGUGAUAAAGAAGUCACAGUGGUGGACACUCCUGGAUGGUGUGAUACGGAGCUAUCUGAUGAAGAGCUUAAAGAGGAAGCAGUCAAGUGCAUGGACCUGGCCUAUCCUGGACCGCAUGUCUUCCUACUUGUGUUAAUGGUUGGUCGUUUCACAGAUGAAGAGAAAAAAACUGUCCAGAAAAUAUGGGAGGUCUUUGGUGAAGAUUCCAAUAAAUACACAAUGAUUUUGUUCACAAGAGGAGACGAUCUGGAUGAAAAACGUAUUAAUGACUAUGUAAGAGAGGCUACACCAGAUCUUAAAGCUUUAGUUGAGGAGUGUGGGGGCAGAUAUCAUGUUUUCAACAAUAAAGAUAAAAACCGUAACCAAGUAACAACACUUCUUAAGAAGAUCCAAGAUAUGGUGAGAAACAACAACGGACAAUGUUUUUCUAACACAACAUACCAACAAUUACAAAAAUACAUAACAAGAGAAGCUGAGUUAAUGGAGCUAAUCCAAGCUGCUGAGAGGGAGAUGCAAGCCGGAAAAGCUAGGUGCAAAAUACUGAUGCUGGAGAAUAAACACUACAAGCAGAGAGAGGAAGAGCUAGAGCAACGACUAAAACAACAACAACAACAACAUCAACAGCAACAACAACAUAAACAGCAACAACAACAACAACAACAACAACAACAACAGCAACAACAACAACAACAACAACAGCAACAACAACAACAGCAACAACAACGAGUCAGAAAAUUGAUUGACCAGUUUACAAUGAUGUCUGCAAAUAAGCAAAAGGAAGAAGAAAGCAGAAACAUAGCUGAACUAACACAGCUGCUCGAAAAAAAGAUUGCUGAAAGGGAAGCAAUGUAUAAAUCUCAACAAGAAAGCUGGAGUUGCUGUAUUUCAUGUAAUAAGGUGCGUAUUAUCCUGGUUGGGAAAACAGGAUGUGGGAAGAGUGUCACAGGAAAUACCAUCCUUGGAAAGGAGGUUUUUCACCAAGAAUUAAGCUCCAAGUCAGUGACCAGGCAGUGUAAGAAAGCUACUGAAAUUGUUGGUGAUAAAGAAGUCACAGUGGUGGACACUCCUGGAUGGUGUGAUACAGAGCUAUCUGAUGAAGAGCUUAAAGAGGAAACAGUCAAGUGCAUCGACCUGGCCUAUCCUGGACCGCAUGUCUUUCUACUUGUGUUAAUGAUUGGUCGUUUCACAGAUGAAGAGAAAAAAACUGUCCAGAAAAUACGGGAGGUCUUUGGUGAAGAUUCAAAUAAAUACACAAUGAUUUUGUUCACAAGAGGAGACGAUCUGGAGGGAAACAAAUGUAUUAAUGACUAUGUAAGAGAGGCUGCAACAGAUCUUAAAGCUUUAUUUGAUGAGUGUGGGAACAGAUAUCAUGUUUUCAACAAUAAAGAUAAAAACCGUAACCAAGUAACAACACUUCUUAAGAAGAUCCAAGAUAUGGUGAGAAACAACAACGGGCAGUGCUUUUCUAACACAACAUACCAACAAUUACAAAAAUACAAAGUAAGAGAAGCUGAGUUACAGAAGCAAAUCCAAGCUGCUGAGAGGGAGAUCCAAUUAGAAAAAGCUAGGCGCAAAAAACUGGAGGAGGAGAAGAAACACUACAAGAAGAGAGAGGAAGAGCUAGAGCAACGACUAAAACAACAACAACAACAGCAACAACAACAACAGCAACAACAACGAGUCAGAAAAUUGAUUAACCAGUUUACAAUGACAAAUAUGCAAAAGGAAGAAGAAAGCAGAAACAAUAUGCAAAAGGAAGAAGAAAGCUCAAAAAAUAAGCAAAGGGAAGAAGAAAACAGAAACAAUAAGGAAAAGGAAGAAUUCAAAGCCAAACUAAAUCAGCUGCUGGAAAAAAAGAUUGCUGAAAGGAAAGCAAUUAUUGCUGAAAGGGAAGCAAUGUAUGAAUGUCAACAAGAAAGUUGGAGUUGCUGUAUUUCAUGAAAGUCUUGUUAAUCUAGAGGUCUCUUAAAAGUUUUUUAGAAUAACUCAAUGUAUCUCAAUGAUAAAAUGAUUUUGGAUUUU